Paramecium tetraurelia is the source of this 508-nucleotide messenger RNA. RefSeq lists its product as uncharacterized. Lineage: Eukaryota; Ciliophora; Oligohymenophorea; Peniculida; Parameciidae. Gene Ontology annotation, biological process: cytoplasmic translation; translational elongation. Gene Ontology annotation, molecular function: ribonucleoprotein complex binding; protein kinase activator activity; structural constituent of ribosome. The transcript has 2 exons. The record is from RefSeq and is a predicted model, not a curated record. Gene Ontology annotation, cellular component: ribosome; cytosolic large ribosomal subunit.
AUGCCGCCAUGGUAAAGAUAGCAUUGGACUUUAAAUGGACAUUAAUACGUGAGUUUUCAUAUUAUUUACAUAAGAAGUGUUUGCAUUUAAUUAAACAAGGAAAUCUUUUAAUUUAAAAAUAUAAUUAUAAACAUAAUGGCUCAAUAACCAUAGGCAGUAGCAUAUGCAGCACUUCUAUUGGCAGGUUCAAAUACUCCAUUAACAGCUGACAAUGUUGAGAAAUUGACCAAAAAAGCAGGAGUCAAUGUUCCAAAAUAAUUGGCAGCCGCAUUCGUUAAAGCUUUCGAGGGUAAGGACAUCCUCAGUUUACUCUCCGUCGGAGGAGGACAAGGCUCAGCCCCAGCUGCUUAAACCACUUAGGCUGCUGCUAAACCAGCUGAAGCACCAAAAGCAGUUGAAAAACCAAAGGACCCAGAGCCUGAAGAAGAUGUUGAUAUGGGAGGUUUGUUUGAUUGAAAUCAAUUACAAUAGUACAUUUAUAAUAUAGUUUGACUUUGCAUUUCAUAUU